GCCCGCUCUUGCACCUCCAUGCCAUGAUUAAUGUGUUAUUCAUCUGAUACCUUCCCAUUCAGCUCUUGUCUUUAGCCUGUGAAUCUCUCAUUUAGCUUCCAACAAAGGAUUCCAUUGCUGUAGGAACUGAGGUGUGUCUCAGUUUUUACCUGGAAGGCAGUGAUGCAAGUGUUUCUGGUGAGACCAAUCCUUGGCUUGGGGUGGGGAGGAACAGACUAACAGGCCACCAGGAGAGUCCUGCGGCAGACAACAGAGCCACCACCGCUGCCAGAAGGAUACGGACACCCAGGCGAGGAGCUGCUGCAGCAAGAGGCUUGAAGUUAAUCACCAGUGACACCAGCAACAAUGGCCUGCCUAUUCCCCAGGGCCCUGGGGCCCCUGGCCCUCCUGAUGGUGGUGCUCCUGGUACACGGGGAACUGCAUAUAAAGCCGGGAGGACCGCACAGAGAAGAUGGGACAGCAUUGCAGCUGGCCAAAAGAAGGUACAAACGUGAAUGGGUGAAGUUUGCAAAACCCUGCAGAGAAAGGGAAGACAACUCAAAAAGAAACCCAAUUGCCAAGAUCACUUCAGAUUUCCAAAAAACCCAGAAAAUUACCUACCGCAUUUCUGGAGUGGGAAUUGAUCAGCCCCCUUUUGGGAUCUUUGUCGUUGACCCAAACAAUGGUGAUAUCAACAUAACGGCCAUAGUUGAUCGUGAAGAAACCCCAAGCUUCCUGAUCACAUGCCGAGCACUAAAUGCCCUGGGACAAGAUGUAGAGAGACCACUUAUAUUAACAGUGAAAAUUUUAGACGUCAAUGAUAAUCCUCCAAUAUUUUCACAAACCAUAUUCAACGGUGAAAUUGAGGAAAACAGUGCUUCUAAUUCCCUGGUAAUGAUCCUAAAUGCCACAGACGCAGAUGAGCCAAACCAUAUGAACUCUAAAAUUGCCUUCAAAAUCAUCUCCCAGGAGCCGGCAGGCAUGUCCAUGUUCCUCAUCAGCAGAAACACCGGAGAAGUCCGCACUUUGACCAGUUCUCUCGAUCGAGAGCAAGUUAGCAGCUACCAUCUGGUUGUGAGUGGUGCAGACAACGAUGGAACAGGACUGUCAACUCAGUGCGAAUGUAGUAUUAAAAUUAAAGAUGUCAACGACAACUUCCCAGUGCUCAGAGACUCUCAGUAUUCAGCACGUAUUGAGGAAAAUACUCUGAAUGCAGAGUUACUCCGAUUUCAAGUGACGGACUGGGAUGAAGAAUACUCAGAUAAUUGGUUGGCUGUGUACUUCUUUACCUCUGGGAAUGAGGGGAAUUGGUUUGAAAUUGAAACAGAUCCUAGAACCAAUGAAGGCAUCCUGAAAGUGGUUAAGGCUCUGGAUUAUGAACAGGUGCAAAGUAUGCAGUUUAGUAUUGCCGUCAGAAACAAAGCGGAGUUCCACCAGUCCGUGAUCUCCCAGUACCGAGUGCAGCCGACUCCGGUCGUAAUUCAAGUCAUUGAUGUCCGAGAGGGAAUUUCAUUCCGUCCUUCUUCCAAGACAUUUACUGUGCAAAGGGGUGUAAGCACUAACAAGUUAGCUGGUUACAUCCUGGGGACAUACCAAGCUACUGACGAGGACACGGGAAAAGCUGCCUCCUCCGUCAGAUAUGUCCUGGGUCGUAAUGAUGGUGGUUUGCUUGUUAUUGAUUCAAAAACUGCUCAGAUAAAAUUUGUGAAAAACAUUGACCGAGAUUCUACUUUCAUAGUUAACAAGACAAUCUCUGCUGAGGUUCUGGCCAUAGACGAGAACACUGGUAAGACCUCCACGGGCACAGUAUAUGUGGAAGUGCCCAGUUUUAAUGAAAACUGUCCGUCAGUUGUCCUCGAGAAGAAAGACAUCUGUGCUUCCUCACCGUCUGUGACGCUCUCCGUGAGAACCCUGGACAGGGGUAAAUACACCGGCCCCUACUCGCUGUCUCUGGAGGAUCAGCCUCUAAAGCUGCCAGUCCUGUGGACCAUCACGACGCUCAACGCAACCUCGGCACUUCUACAAGGCCAGCAGCAUGUGUCUCCAGGAGUGUACAAUGUCCCUGUCAUCGUGAAGGACAAUCAGGGCGGGCAGUGUGACACACCAGAGAGCUUGACCCUGACAGUGUGUCAGUGUGAUGACCGGAGCAUGUGCAGAGCCCCUGGCCCGAGCAGAGAGCCUUUCAUAUAUGGGGAGUCAUCCUGGAGGCUGGGGCCUGCUGCUAUUGGCUUGAUCCUGCUAGGACUCCUGAUGUUGCUAUUGGCCCCACUUCUGCUUCUGACUUGCGACUGGGGCUCAGGUCCCAUUGGAGGAGCAGCUACAGGUGGCUUUAUCCCCGUGCCCGAUGGUUCGGAGGGUACGAUUCAUCAGUGGGGAAUCGAAGGAGCUCAGCCCGAAGACAAGGAAAUCACAAAUAUCUGUGUUCCUCCAGUCACAACCAACGGAGCAGAUUUUAUGGAAAGCUCUGAAGUUUGCACAAACACAUACGCUGGAGGGACUGUGGUCGAAGGUGCUUCAGGAAUGGAAAUGACCACCAAGCUGGGCGGAGCUACUGCAUCAGGAGCUGCAGCAGCACUUGGCCCCUGUCCCUUGGGUCAUUCGGGAACCAUGAGAACGAGGCAUUCCACUGGAGGGACCUUGAAGGACUACGCCGCGCCAGUGAACAUGACUUUCCUGGGCUCCUACUUCUCUCAGAAAUCAUUCGCCUAUGCCGAGGAAGAGGAUGAGCGCGAAGUGAAUGACUGUCUGCUGAUCUACGAUGACGAAGGCGAGGACGCUGGCCCGCAGUCCCCCACCCUCAGCUCCUGCAGCUUUUUUGCUGACGACCUAGAUGACAACUUCUUGGACUCCCUUGGCCCCAAAUUUAAAAAGCUCGCAGAGAUCUGUCUCGGAAUUGAUGAGGAAGCCAAGCAGGCAAAGCCAGGCCCUAAAGACGGUGGUUCUGGGAUUGACACCUGCGCUCGCUCUAUGCAAGUCCCUCCAGCAGGUUCUAACAGGUACCAGACUUUGCCUGGCGGUCUGGAAGUCACCCAGUCAGGUUCUAACAGGUACCAGACUUUGCCUGGUGGUCUGGAAGUCACCCAGUCGGGUUCUAACAGGUACCAGACUUUGCCUGGCGGUCUGGAAGCCACCCAGUCGGGUUCUAACAGGUACCAGACUUUGCCUGGUGGUCUGGAAGUCACCCAGUCGGGCUCUAACCGGCACCAGACUUUGCCUGGUGGUCUGGAAGUCACCCAGUCAGGCUCUAACCGGCACCAGACUUUGCCUGGCAGUCUGGAAGUCACCCAAACAGGUUCUAAAAUGGGCCACACAUUGGCUGGCAACCAAGAUACUUCUGUUUUGUCCACUUCUGGGUCUGUCCACCCUGCUGUUACCAUCCCUGACCCUCUCCAGCUUGGUAACUACUUGCUCACAGAAACUUACUCAACUUCAGGUUCCUUUGUACAACCUACCACUGUCACACUUGACCCACGUGUCACACAAAAUGUCACUGUAACAGAAAGGGUAAUUUGCCCCCUUCCUAGUGCCUCUGGCAGCAUAGUGGCUCCCACAGAGCUGAGAGGCUCGUACAGCAUGCUCUAUACAAAAGAAGCCUGUUCCCAUCUAUGACCAAAGCAAACUGGAGAAACAUACCAGUCAAACUUGGAUAUGUGCACCUACAUAUCUUUUUUAAAUCUAACAAAGCUAGCACUGUUGGAUUAAUUUGGCUUUUAGCAGAUAAUCUCUGAUCAUCCAUAUAAUUCAAAUAUUCUGACUCAUAUACGAAAACUGAGUAUGUUGUCAUUCUAAUUAUAUAAUUUUUUUCAAGCAGAGUAAACCUGUAUAUAUAUUUUUUUAAUUAUCUAAGAUGUUAGACAGGGAUAUUUCCCAAGCAUCUUCACAUUUCUAUAUUAUCAACACCAAAGGAAGAUGCUGUCACCUUAAAAUGCAGUGUGGGUUAGUAGAUUGGCUUUCUUCUUGGAGUUCAAGUUUCUGUCUCUACCACCUAUUCUGGUGUCAUUAAUAAGGAUAUGAGAGUGUUAUUAGUAACAAUGAGUAUUUAAGGUGCUUUAUGUAACUUACAGGGAAGCUUAGAGUAAAGGAAGUAGAUGCAACCAGGAUUUUGUGGGUUUGGGGUUUUUUGUUUUGGUUUGGUUUGGGUUUUUUUGUUUUGUUUUGUCUUCUUGGUAAUGGAACUGAAAGCGUAUCUUUUGUUCAAGUCCAGAGCUGUGAGUAAACCUGUUAAACUUGCUGAAUCUAUAUGCUGUGUAUCUUCAAAAUAAGACAGUUUUGAAAUGCAAAUAUCAUAGAACAUGUAAGAAAAUUUAGUAUGGUAUAACUAAUAUGUGAUGUGAUCUAGCCCGAGAAAAAUACAGUGACCUUCCUCAUUGACGCUCCUCGGAAACUGAUCCUGGGUGAGUCUUCAACAAAGAAGUCCUGACUUUGUCAGUGCCAGGGGUAGCAAUGACUCCAAAGAUGUGCAGGGAGGUUCGUGGCGUUAACAUCUAACAGGGUUUGUGGAAACAAAGCAUGGCUUUUCUUCUAAGCAAAAAGGGCUGUGGCCUAAAAUAACAUGGAGCAAAGUGUGUGUACAUGUAUCAUUUAAGAAAAUAAUGAAGUAAGUUUCAAGUGAAAAAAGGAAUUGUGCAGCUGUAGGAACUGAAUGCUGUGUGUUAUGAAGAUGGUCUGUGAGUAGGCGUGUGGGACAGAGGUCCUCAGUCUUCCUCACGCUGCCACCCGCUGUUAAUACAGUUCCUCGUGCUGUCGUGACCCCCACCGUAGAGAUCAUAUGAAUUAUAAUGUAAAUACCUGAUAUGGAACAGUUGAUAUGCAACCCCUGUAAAAGGGUCAUUGGACUCCCCUCAAAGGAGUCUUGACCCACAGGUUGUGAAGCACUGGUUUAAACCAUACCACCCUAACAGGAAUACAGUUCUAGUCAUUUCCGGUUAUUCAUGGUCCUACCCUUCAGCCCAUACAGAAGACUCUACCUCACCUGCUUCUGGACAUUAUUAUCUUAGCCCAGUCUCUCCAAGGCUCUUGUCCAGCUCAGUUAUUUCUAAUGAUAUAAGUAGGUCUUUUAAUUUUUCUGUGGAUUUUGGUUUUUGUUGUUGAUAUUGGUGUUGGUUGGUUGCUUGGUUUUGUUUUGGUGUUUUGAGACAAGGUCUUGUUGUCCUAGAACCUGCUAUGUAGUCAUGCUAAGCCUUGAAGUUGUGAUUUGCCUGAUACUCUUCUGAGUACUACGUUUAUAGGCAUGAGACACCACAUAACACUAAAUUUCCUUUUAUAAUAAAAGCUUUAAAUUGUUUUCUAGACACUAAGUAUUAAUCAAUUAUGUUUUAACUCUAAAAGUAAAUACAGUCUAAAGUACUGAGGUGGGAGCAAACACCCAAUGUCACUGGAAACAUAAAGCAGAUACAAAGUGUGUAAAGAUGGGUGGAACAAACACCUAAUGCCCCUAGGCCUACUAGCUGUCCCUUUGCUAGUAUGGCUUCUACCAGGAAGGCGUGUAUCAGGGCAAACGUGAUGAGAAGCUUAAGCAGCCAUGUUUCCAAGACAAGGCUUUCAGUGUGCCUGUACUGGAGCAAGAGUGGUCUAGCCUGUGGUGCAGCCUGCCCUUUACUUCUGCACAGCAACAUGCUCUAACCCAGAACUAAGACCCUGGUCUGAGCUUCCAUAACGAGUGGGUUUGGUACUGCCAUGUACUCAAAUGCUAAAUGGCUCCCAAGAUCUGGUUGCCCCCCAACAACGAUCAGAUCCUCACAUACAGCAAGGGAUACUGUGUAAACCUUGUUCCCCAAUUUAACACUAUUGGUUAAAUGAAACUGGCAACAUCCAAUUACUGGGGAGAAUGGAGAGAGGUAGAGUUUGAGUUACCAGACUAGGGGUCAUAGGCAGGCACCAUGAGGAGGAGGAGCAGGAAGGAGGGAGGAAUGAGGAAGACGGAAGAACAGAAUGUCUCCAGGAGUCAUGAUGCACGUGGCAGAAUCAUGUGUUUCCCCAGGACGCCAGACUGCUGGAGCAGAAGUAACCCAAAAAGUUUCAAACAGCGGGUAUUUGGGGAGCACGGUUGAGUCAGUAUCCAGACUGGCAUUUAGAGAUUUAGAUCAGGGGUAAACCCUCAGUAAUUGUACAGAGCCUAACAAAUAUUAUAGUUUUAAUUUUAUUCAUUGAAAGUUAGGGUAAGUUUAAUUGUUAUUCUUACACACACUUCUGCUUUAUCAUGAGUGUUAGAUUUACAGUAAUAACAACCCUUAUUCAGUGUGCAAAGAGAGGCUCAGGUUUCCCACAUCAUUUUAACAUUAGCUCCUAAAACCCAUCUUAACAAAUAGAAAUUUGGAGCCAGGCAUGGUGGCAAACAUGGUAACUUAGGAGAUAAAAGCAAGAGAAUCACCCUCAGCCACACAUCUGGCCUGGCUACAUGAGACCUUGUCUCAAAAAUAAGUUUAAAAAAAAAAAAAAACCUCAAAAAAAAAAUGGAGAUUUGACUGUGUUAUUAAAAGGCAGACAAAAUCAGGUCACAGUGGUAAAGCUUAUAUAGA
Apodemus sylvaticus (European woodmouse) is the source of this 6497-nucleotide messenger RNA. It is a transcript of the gene Dsg3, whose product is annotated as desmoglein 3. NCBI's taxonomy places the organism in Eukaryota, Metazoa, Chordata, Mammalia, Rodentia, Muridae. Gene Ontology annotation, biological process: homophilic cell-cell adhesion. Gene Ontology annotation, cellular component: plasma membrane; desmosome. The record is from RefSeq and is a predicted model, not a curated record. The coding region runs from base 346 to 3588 and encodes 1080 amino acids. Gene Ontology annotation, molecular function: calcium ion binding. The transcript has 16 exons.